AUGGAAGCAAUACGUACUGACAUAUAUGUCACAAAUGUAGAAGCAAAUCGCGGUAUUGCCCUAAAUUGUGUACCAUUUUUCAACGCAGCCAAAAAGGAGAAGGAAGGGAAAUCUCCUAAGCCUUCUCCGAAGCCUGGGAAGAAAGAGAGUACCAAGAAAACCGGCAAGGACCACUCCACCAAGAGUAGCCUGGGCAAUGACCUGCCCCACACGAGCACAGAGAAGGAGCCGAACCACAAGACUGUGGUUGUCGGUGGCUUCAAAACCGAGGUUUUGGGAACAGCUGACGAGCGCGAUGUGCUCUUCCAACCGGGGCGCCUGAUUGUUGAUCUGAUCGCCGCCCGUGACUUGUGUGACAGGGCCAAGAGUCCGUAUGGGCUGGCCUCAUACGAACAUAAUCAAAUCCUCUUGCCCGUACACAGCGGCAAAAAUCCGGUCUGGGCCGCCCAGGCUGUAUUUGAUAUUGUAAAUAGCAACUAUCAAUUAACGAUUCAUAUCCUGGAAAAAGCUGAGACGCAGAACAAUUUCCUUGGAAUGUUGCACAUCCUCCCCUCAUGGGUCCCCAAUCAACCGUAUGAGAACUGGUAUAACCUGCAAGGAGACGGGGAGAUGGAGGUAUCUGGGCAGGCCCAUGUACGUGUGACCUUUAAGAAAGCGGACACCCGCAAGUUGACUGUGGAUGACUUUGACUUGCUCAUGGUCAUCGGCAAGGGCAGUUUCGGAAAGGUUCUGCAGGUCAAGAAGAAAGAUACCAAUCGCAUCUAUGCCAUGAAAAUCUUAAAGAAGGGUCAUUUGAUUGAGCGAGAUGAGCUGGAACAUACCAAAUCCGAGAGAGCUAUCCUGGCGAAAAAUAACAACUGUCCCUUCCUGGUUGGUCUUAAGUUCUCGUUCCAAACGCCGGAGAAGUUGUAUCUUGUGCUCGAUUACAUCAACGGAGGAGAGCUCUUCUUCCAUCUCCAAAAUGAAGGCACAUUCAGCGAGAAUCGGUCUCGAUUCUAUGCUUCUCAGCUUGUGCUGGGAUUGAAAUACCUGCACGAGAACGAUAUCAUCUAUCGCGAUCUCAAGCCGGAAAAUAUUCUCAUAGACUUUAUGGGUUAUAUCUGCUUAACAGACUUCGGUCUUUGCAAGGAGAACAUUAAGUGGGACGACAUCACAAACACAUUCUGUGGCACACCCGAGUAUAUGGCACCUGAAGUACUGCAGCAGAAAGGCUAUGGCCCUGCCGUAGACUGGUGGACCAUUGGUGUGUUACUAUACGAAAUGAUCACUGGCCUCCCGCCAUUCUACGAUGAGAACACUAAUCAGAUGUACCAAAAAAUCCUAUUUGCUGAUUUGAAGUUUCCGCAAGGAGUUUCGAGGGAAGCCACUAGUAUUAUUAAGCAGCUGUUGGUCAGAAACCCUCAAAAUCGUUUGGGGUAUGGCGCAACCGGUAGUCAAGACAUUGUUGAUCACGAAUUCUUCGCUGUUAUCAACUGGGACGAUAUGUGGAACAAGCGUCUAGUAGCUCCCUGGCGUCCUCAUCUGGAGGAUCAACUAGACACCAAGAACUUUGACGAAGAGUUUACUGCGUUGCCGGCUCAAGACACACUUGUGACGGAAGCACCUAUCACGAACACCAUGCAGGCGGAGUUCAAGGGUUUCACGUACUCGGACACUAAUGAAUAUCUAGAGAACUAGUCGCGACCGUUCAUCCUUUGAAGACUGUGUGCUAAUGUAUGAACGGUAGAGGAUACUGCAAUAAACUGUAAAGCUUAUCUUCCCCUCCUUGUAUUUGAUAUGUCGUGCGCGAUGUGCUGCCUUGUUUUGGGUUGGGUUUGUGUUAUGUCAAUAGUCAAACUAUGCGUGCGCACCUCCAACACCUAUCAUUGACAGUGCGAUUGUAUAGGAGUUGUCAAAUACGCCGAAACACGCAAACGCUUCCCAGCCUAUCCCUGCACGCCUUUGGCCUCUGGAUUCGUCUUGUUCCCCUUCCGGAUUAAAGCGAAAUGGCGAGGAGCAGCUCUCUGUGCGAGUCUUCUACAAGCACUAGAUACUGAUUUUCAGCUUCUACCUAAAGUACAAUAUCACGACAACUAUUCGAUGCAAUGCCAGACCAAAUAACCUAUUUCCUCACGAUCAUCAAGUGUAUAUGAUGCUAUUUACAAUAUAAAAGCAUGACGCUAUUUACGAUAUAAAAGUUACAGAUCUGUAUUUUGAAUAUAAUACUACUAAAUUGAUUACAAGAGCUUGAUAGACCCUAUGCUACUUUACAUAGAGCCGGAGACCUUGAAGGCAGCGGGCACGUUGUUCUCCACCCACUCGAAAACGCUCUGAUCUGUUCCAUAAAGAGAAACAUCCUCCUGCUCCAUGAAGGACAUGGGAGAGGUCGCUGUGAUGGUGAGAGCUACCCUAAAUUUGUCAUCGCCGGAAACCAGAAUACUGACAGGAUUACCAAAUUCAUCCAAAUUAAGUGUUCCAUAGUGCUCGGCAUUGUCUCUUGCCAUACGCUCUCUGUACAUCACUCCCAAGUCAUCCAUCUUGAUACUAAUGAAUGGCAGCCCCGUGACAUACCGUAGCACAUCCUCAGCUACAUCUUGCACAAACUGACCGACUAAGGGGAUGGACGUAUUAUGGUAGGGCUGUGCAUGCACAUUGGCUUGGUGGAACAUGUAUGGGUCCCAACGUUGUUGCAAGAGAGGAAUAGUGCUAGAUUUGGCUUCACGAUUGAUGGCAUCUGCCCCAGUCCACACUUGACUAUCAUUACAUGGAGCUCCGUAUGUCGUCCAAUAGCAGGCACCCUCAUCAUAAAAGCGAACCACACAAUCCAAAUCUUUGCAAUUGAAGGGUAUAUUGGGACUCCAACGAGGUAUAAUAAGGAUACCAUCAGUGCCGUACUCUUCUUCUGUGCUGACCACUGCGUGAUACAUGACCUCGGCAUUCAAUUCAGGCCUGCUGUUGUCACCGACAACGUUUUCGAUUCCGUACUCGACCAACUUGGAAAAGAACAAAGUGUUCCUGAGGUAUGGUUUUCGGCCUACUGGUGGUGUCCCGUUAUAAGAUGCUGGCCACAGACCAGUAAUCUCGGGCGUUACCAAAGACUUUGGCGAGUAAUUAUUUUCCAUUAAUUCUGUGCGGUUGUCUAGGAACUGGUGAGGCGGGGUGGCAAUUUGUCCGUAAUACAAAUCAAUAUAUUCGUCAGAAGCUAUACCCUCGCCCCUGGCGACCUUUUGAUUGUAGCCAAGCUCAGCAUCGUAAUGCUCAGGAAGAGGAUUACACUCUUUAUGCUUACCAUCACACUGCCAGUCCUCCAGCCAAUCCAUAUUCAUGUGGGUCCAAGUGUGAGACAUCCAAUCGAACUCGGCAGCGUACUCAUACGAUGCUUCAUUCAACGACGUAUCCUCGUAGCCGGACAUACCUAGACCAGCACCAUUGUAAGCAGGUUCCAAUUUGAAGUUAGAUCCAGCAGGCAAUACGUUCUCGAUGAAGUCUUUUCUCCACGCCACAUAUGUUUCUACAUCACUACUGUUGAUUUUCCAAGCUUCAUUUGUGUAUUUGAUUCCUGAGUUAAUAAACCAAUCAUCGACAUGUAUAUUCAUGGUCAACCGACGGUACCCGAGGAACACUCCCCUCGUAACCCAUUCAUACCAACUAUGUCCUAGUGCUAAAUUCAUUUGUGUGUAUUCGGUAGAUAAGGUGUAGAAGGGCACAAAAUUCGCCCCAAGUCCGGCCUGGUUCGCAUGAAAACGAAAAUGCAUCUCUUCAGUUCCUAGAGUAGUAUUGGCAACAAACGCGGCUACCGCGGAAUCAGCGGAGAUCGUUUCAUAAUCAUACACCAGAAAGGGGGUAGUCAUGGUUGUGUUCACAACCGAGACGGCUGAAGGUGCGGUCUCAGACACAUUCCAACUUGAAGUCGUGUUCAAAACACCGGCCAAUUGCCUAGCGUUGUCUGAAUCCGCUACCGUUAUAUUUUGAAACGAUGGGUCAAAAAACAUAUCCUGAACACCCAGAACAGUAGAAUCAUUGGCAUCUGCAGUUGAUUGCAAAAAUACAAGUCGUGCACGAGUUCGUGCGGCGUACUCACGAACCCAAGUUUGAUUCACAUCGCUAUCAGCUACUACUAUCGAAUGCCAGCCAUGACCAGCCAAGUCGGGUUGUGCACCAACAAUGACAUCAAAUGGUGAACCAUAUCCUUGAACUACAUUCUUUGGUAGAAUGACAGAGUCGGAUGUUGAACCAACAAUUAAAGUUCGCAAGCCUAACGUACUCCCAGUACUGGCCUCGUUUGUGGAAGUAUCUGUUUGUAACAAGGGUAGCGCAAUCGCUUGCGCAGCAGCUAAUAUGAAAAGUGUUAUUUGCAACAUGAUUGGCAUACAGGAUAUACCAAAUUAUGAUUGUGCU
Molecule: messenger RNA, 4377 nt
Organism: Sphaeroforma arctica JP610
Lineage: Eukaryota; Ichthyosporea; Ichthyophonida
Product: AGC/AKT protein kinase
Exons: 12
Coding region: 1-1677 (558 amino acids)
Biological process (GO): protein phosphorylation
Molecular function (GO): ATP binding; protein serine/threonine kinase activity
Source: RefSeq, a predicted model, not a curated record